Mercenaria mercenaria is the source of this 1359-nucleotide messenger RNA. Its product is annotated as DNA ligase 1-like. The transcript is spliced from 5 exons. Lineage: Eukaryota; Metazoa; Mollusca; Bivalvia; Venerida; Veneridae. Bases 80 to 1288 code for a protein of 402 amino acids. The record is from RefSeq and is a predicted model, not a curated record.
CGUUAACUUCACUUAGCGACAACAGUAACAGAGCGGAGGCGACGCAGCCAUAACGGCACAGAUAUUUUACACUAGCAAAAUGACCGGAAAAGGUCGCCCUGGUGUAAAAUUGAUAGAAGUUAAGCCUGUCGCAGAUGACGGGAGAAAACUUUCUCCACCUAAAAGUAAAAACGACAACGCCGUGGAAAAGAAAACCGAAGUAGACCUUAACAAAUCCAAAUUGUUUACCCUCAAACCACUAGAAAUACCAGAGCACGGGAGACAACUUGCGGAAAUUGACAGUUCAUUUCGGGAGGUUGAACUGACAUAUGCGCAGCAUGUUAAAGAUCUGCCAAUCGCUAAAGAGGAAAAGGUCCAAGACAUUGAGGAAGGCGCAAAUGAAGACGAGAAAGUAAAUGAGAUAAAAAAUGAAAUAACCAAGAAGAGGAAAAGAAUAAAAAAGAACUCAGUUUUACCACUGGAUGUUACGUCAUUGGAUUAUUUAGAAGGAAAACAAGAAGAGCCGAAGGAUAUCGGAGAACCUGACAUCAGGCAUGGCAAGAAGAAGAAAGCGACAAAGAAGGAAAAGAAAAAGAAGAAUAAAAAGAAGAAAGAGAAGGACACGGCUGCACAGGCCAUUGAAACAACAAGGGAACCAGAGCAAGAAAUAGUUGCAAUCCCACCUGAGACUGACGAACAUACAGACGAUAAAAAGAAAACAAGAAAGCUUCCCUGUUGUUUCGGCUUCAUUUCGACAUGGCUUGCCAAAAGAAAGCAGAAAAGAAGAGACAAGAAAAAGAAAGCAAUUGCCGUCAGAUGCAAAACGCCUGAACUUGUUCAAUAUGAACACAAGAAGGCAAAAGGAGGCGAAGCUUUCACCAUUGAGGUUGAUUGUAGACCAAUAAUACAGAAACCACUUCUGCCACCCAUAAAACAGACUGCCGGACCGAUACGCCGAGGAAUAGAUUUGCGUCUUCAGACAGCCGAGGCUAGAAGAGAGGAUGAGUUAGCUAAGAGACGGGAUGCUGUAAGAAAGUAUGAAAGGAAAAAGAUCGAGUGUAAAGAAAGAAAGGCAGACGCUGACUACCACUUCCGGAAAAAGGCAGGCCUUACAGUAAGGUACAAGCAGGCCGAUGCUGAAAGGAACCGCAAUAAUCUUAGCCGCCACGCAACAAUGGCCAGAACUGCAUCUAUCCAAUCAUCAUCCAGCGAAUCUGUGAUCAUCGAAAGUGACCCGGACGCUUUCAAAGUCAGCGAAAAUGAUCCAGACGCUUGGAAAGUCGACGAUGUCGACUGUUUCUCCUACUAAAAUUUUAUGUCUGCGGACUGCCUCCUAUAUAUGUAGACCUUUACAAUAAGCUGGUCACGUGGGCAGGAAGU